This is a messenger RNA of Nylanderia fulva, 2996 nucleotides long. It is a transcript of the gene pug, whose product is annotated as pug C-1-tetrahydrofolate synthase, cytoplasmic. The record is from RefSeq and is a predicted model, not a curated record. Gene Ontology annotation, cellular component: cytosol. Gene Ontology annotation, biological process: tetrahydrofolate interconversion. Lineage: Eukaryota; Metazoa; Arthropoda; Insecta; Hymenoptera; Formicidae. Gene Ontology annotation, molecular function: formate-tetrahydrofolate ligase activity; methylenetetrahydrofolate dehydrogenase (NADP+) activity; ATP binding.
GCUAAGGAGAUUCAUUCAAUCAACAUCAGUCUGUGAAUCAACAGAGGCCAAUAUUCGUGAGAAAACUUAAUAUCGAUUUGUGCACAUCAAAAGUCAUUUCUGAUCAGAACCAUGUCCACGGAUGUGAGAGGAGUUGUAUUGUCCGGAACUGAAUUAGCAAGCGAAAUCCGUAAGGAGUUAACCAAUGAUGUGAGGGCCUUAAAAGAAAAAUUGCGUGAUUUUGCACCUGGCCUGGCUAUCGUUCAGGUAGGCGCAAGAGAAGAUUCGAAUGUUUACAUAAAGAUGAAAACUAACGCGGCUCGCGAAAUAGGAAUCGAUGUCAAACAUUGUCAGCUUCCUAAUACCACCACUGAAAUAGAACUCAUCAACAAAAUUAACAAGCUGAAUGACGAUCCGAAUAUUCACGGAAUUAUUGUACAAAUGCCGCUCGACAGUGUCAAUAAAAUCAACUCUCAUCUGAUCACCGACCUUGUAUCACCGGCGAAAGAUGUUGAUGGAUUAAACACCAUUAAUGAAGGUCGAGUUGCAAUCGGUGACCUAUCUGGAUUUUUGCCAUGCACUCCUAAUGGAUGUAUUGAAUUAAUAAAAAGGAGCGGUGUGCCUAUUGCCGGUGCUCAAGCUGUUGUUUUAGGAAGGAGCAAAAUUGUUGGCACUCCCGUUGCUGAAUUAUUAAAAUGGCAUCAUGCCACUGUCACAGUUUGCCACUCAAAGACAAAGAAUCUUCCUGAUGUCGUACGUCAAGCUGAUAUUUUAGUGGUAGGUAUAGGGCAGCCUGAAUUAGUCAAAGGUAAUUGGAUUAAACCGGGCGCUGUUGUUAUCGAUUGUGGCAUCAAUCCCAUAUCAGAUCCUACAAAGAAAAACGGACAACGUUUGUUGGGCGACGUAGCGUACGAGGAAGCUGUCAAGGUAGCUUCAUACAUUACACCGGUACCAGGCGGCGUUGGACCUAUGACAGUAGCAAUGUUGAUGAAGAACACCGUGAUAUCCGCGCAAAGAUCAGCGCAAAAACUGCUCAAUGUUCAAUGGAAACUACGAACUCUUAAACUGAAUCCUGUGAGGCCUGUACCGAGCGAUAUUACCAUCUCUAGAAGUCAAACGCCAAAACCGAUCUCUAUACUAGCUGAGGAAAUCGGACUAUUGCCGAACGAAUGUAGCCCUUAUGGUAGUAAAAAGGCCAAAAUUGGUCUCAGCGUGCUACAACGUUUAAAAGAUCAACAAAAUGGUAAGUUCGUCGUGGUGGCGGGCAUCACGCCGACACCGUUCGGCGAAGGAAAGAGUACGACUUCCCUUGGAUUGGUACAGGCACUGACAGCGCAUAGAGACAAAAAUUCUUUCGUUACCCUUAGACAACCUAGUCAGGGACCCACAUUUGGUGUUAAAGGCGGAGCUGCUGGAGGAGGAUAUUCACAGGUAAUUCCUAUGGAGGAGUUCAAUCUACACUUGACCGGGGAUAUUCAUGCCGUCACUGCUGCGAAUAAUCUUCUCGCGGCGCAAAUCGAUGCGCGAUAUUUCCAUGAGUCAACUCAGAGCGAUAAAGCUUUAUACGAUCGAUUGGUACCGAGUAUUAAGGGUGUCAGACAGUUUUCAAAAAUCCAGUUAAGACGAUUGCAAAAACUUGGUAUUACGAAAACUGACCCGAAUGCAUUAACAGAAGAGGAGCAAAGUCGAUUUGCAAAACUAGACAUCGAUCCGACCAAUGUUUCAUGGACGCGAGCGGUGGAUAUCAACGAUCGUUUCUUGCGAAAGAUCACUAUUGGUCAGAGUCCAACCGAGAAAGGCAAGACACGAGAAACCUCGUUCUGUAUUUCCGUUGGAUCUGAAAUAAUGGCCAUCCUAGCAUUAUCGACCAACGUCGAAGAUAUGAAAAGACGACUUGGUAACAUUGUCAUCGGAUUUAGCAAAAGCGGCGAACCUUUAACUGCUGAAGAUGUUGGUAUGACGGGAGCAAUGGCAAUUCUGCUAAAAGAUGCUAUAGAACCAACACUUAUGCAAUCAUUGGAAGGUACACCAGUAAUGGUACAUGCUGGACCAUUCGCUAACAUAGCCCACGGUUGUUCAUCUAUUAUCGCGGAUGCUAUUGCUCUAAAAUUGGUCGGACCACAAGGCAUUGUAGUAACAGAAGCCGGAUUCGGAUCGGAUAUCGGUCUAGAAAAAUUCUUUAACAUCAAGUGUCGUGCCUCAGGACACGUACCGAAUGCCGUUGUACUCGUAGCAACUAUCAGAGCAUUAAAAAUGCACGGUGGUGGACCGCCAGUAACAACUGGGGCACCCCUGAAGAAAGAAUAUCUCGAAGAGAAUAUCGAACUUGUUAGAAAAGGCCUACCAAAUCUACAAAAACAUAUUAGCAAUGGUCUGAAAUAUGGUGUGCCUGUAGUUGUCGCCAUCAAUUCUCAUACCACCGAUACUCCAGCGGAGCUAGAAGUCGUUAAGCAAGGAGCGCUGGAGAGCGGUGCAUCUGAUGCAGUAGUAUGCACUCAUUGGGCUGACGGUGGACCAGGUGCCGUAGCUCUUGCAGAUGCAGUUAUAGCAGCUACUGAUAAACCUAACAAUUUCAAGCUGUUGUACAAUAUCGAGGACAGUAUCGAGGACAAAAUUAAUAAAAUCGCUAAAGAAAUGUAUGGCGCGGGCAAAGUUGUUUUUGCGGACACGGUUCAAAAAAAAAUUGAAAAUUAUACCAAGUUAGGAUACAACAAAUUCCCGAUAUGUAUGGCAAAAACAGCAAAUUCUUUAACUGGAGAUCCAUCUAUCAAAGGUGCACCAACUGAUUUCACUCUCAAUAUUACAAAUAUAUUCGUUUCGGUUGGCGCCGGAUUUAUUGUUCCUAUGGUGGGUGAGAUUAUGAUGAUGCCUGGACUUUCAACUAGACCAAGUAUCUAUGAUAUGGAUUGGAAUAGCGAAACAGAUGAAAUAGAAGGCCUAUUUUGAAAGAAUUAUUUUUCAAUAGAAAAAACAUUUCCAACAAUGUGAUGUAUAUUAAUAAAUUCUCAAAAAUUCUA